GUGACCUCGCAGACGGUCUGUCUCACGAGCUGCUGGUUAACCGUCCCCUGCUUGUUCAUCAUGGCUGCUUCAAAACCAGUGGAGCCGCAGUCCGGGACUGGAUUACCCCGCUGGCAGCUGGCACUGUUAGUCGGGGCCCCAAUAGUUUUGGGAGUUGGGGCGGUUUACCUGUGGAACCGCAGCAGGACGAAGGAAAAUACGAAAGGAGAGCGGAAAACUCCAGAAGGUAGCGCCAGUCCUGUGCCGGGCCAAGACGGCGCCGCCCGAAGCAGAGAGCCCGAGAUCACGAGUCCUCUGGAUCGUGCCCAGGCAGCUAAAAACAAGGGAAACAAAUACUUCAAGGCUGGGAAGUAUGAGAAUGCCAUACAGUGUUAUACAGAGGCCAUUUCCCUUUGCCCCAAUGACCAAAAGUCUGACUUAUCAACAUUUUACCAGAACAGAGCAGCAGCGUACGAACAGCAGAUGAAAUGGGCAGAAGUGGUUCAGGACUGCACUCAAGCUGUUGACCUGAAUCCACGCUACAUCAAGGCGCUGUUCAGGAGGGCCAAAGCUCUGGAAAAACUGGACAAAAAGAAGGAGUGCCUUGAGGAUGUCACAGCUGUAUGUAUUCUUGAGUCUUUCCAGAACCAAAAUAGCAUGAUGCUGGCAGACAAGGUGCUCAAGCACCUGGGAAAAGAGAAAGCCAAAGAGAAAUACAAGAACCGUGAACCGAUGAUGCCUUCUCCUCAGUUCAUCAAGUCCUACUUUAGCUCAUUCACAGAUGACAUCAUCUCCCAACCGCUGCAGAAAGGGGAAAAGAAGGAUGAAGACAAAGACAAGGAGGGCGAGACAGCUGAGGUCUCUGAGAGUUCUGGUUACCUGAAGGCUAAGCAGUACAUGGAAGAGGAGAACUAUGACAAAAUCAUCAGUGAAUGCACCAAGGAGAUAGAUUCAGGUGGUCGAUACACUGCUGAGGCCCUCUUGUUACGUGCUACAUUCUACCUGCUGAUUGGUAAUGCUACAGCUGCCCAGCCCGACUUGGAUGGGGUAAUCAACAUGGAGAACACCAGUGUGAAGCUACAAGCAAAUGCUUUGAUCAAACGUGGAAGCAUGUACAUGCAGCAACAGCAGCCUAUGCUGUCUACACAAGAUUUCAACAGGGCAGCUGAGAUUGAUGCACGUAAUCCUGAUGUUUAUCACCACAGAGGUCAGCUCAAGAUCUUGCUGGACCAGGUUGAUGAGGCGGUGGGAGACUUUGACGAAUGCAUCCUGCUCAGGCCGGACUCUGCUCUAGCCCAGGCACAGAAAUGUUUUGCCCUUUACAGACAAGCAUAUACUGGAAACAACCCAUCGCAAGUACAGACAGCCAUGGAUGGAUUCGAGGACGUUAUCAGAAGGUUCCCAAGGUGUGCAGAAGGAUACGCUUUGUAUGCUCAGGCUUUGACUGAUCAGCAACAGUUUGAAAAAGCAGACGAGAUGUACGACAAAUGUAUCGAACUGGAACCAGACAAUGCAACUACAUAUGUCCACAAGGGUUUGCUACAGCUUCAAUGGAAACAAGACCUGGAUCUAGGUCUCGACCUGAUCAGCAAGGCAAUUGAGAUUGACAACAAAUGUGACUUUGCCUAUGAAACUAUGGGAACCAUUGAAGUUCAAAGGGGGAAUCUUGACAGGGCAAUAGAAAUGUUCAACAAGGCAAUUAACCUCGCCAAAUCGGAGAUGGAGAUGGCCCAUUUAUACUCGUUAUGUGAUGCAGCAUAUGCCCAGACAGAAGUGGCCAGGAAGUAUGGGCUGAAACCACAGACACUGUAAUUUGUCUGCCAACUGAUCACCAAUCAAUGUCUUCAUUGCUGAACUUGAUUACAGUAUAUGUUAAAAUGUAACUGACUUGUUUUGAUUUGUAAAAAAAAAAAAACAUUUGAAGACAUAAUCCUGGAUUGUUAAUAGUUGGGGAAAAAAGGAAAAAUCCCUGAAUAUAUCGCAUGUUUACAUCACAAUAAAGUGGUUUGCUGUUUUGGAAGGAAGGAUUUGUAUUCUUUUUCAAGUCGAGGCUGUGAUCCAGGUCUGUGGUGUUCUAGGGGUAUGAAUGAGAGCCUUCUGACACUUAACUCAGCCGGAGUGUCACUGUCAGUCCUUUUUAUUGUGGACUUGUCUAAAUUAUUAGUCAUUUCCAUGAUCUAUGUAAAGCGAAUACUUGUUUGAGACUUUGAAAUGUACGUACAAGACAAUACUGUGAGAGUUCCAGUGGACCAUUUGGCUGUUGAUUUAUGCUGAGCUGAAGGGUUUUUUUUGUUGGUUGUUUUUGGGAGGGUGUUUUUAUUUAACUUUCAUAUUUUAAUGUACAUCAGUUCUAAAUGAAAGAUUAAAGUUAUGGUAAAAGGUUUAAGUGUUUGUAAUGCUGGAAUUGAUCACAUUUAAGGGGCUACAUAACUCCCCAGUGUUUUUUUUUAUUUUUUUUAAUAUACGCGUAUAUAGAUUUUGCCUCUUCUUUUUUACAUAUAGUACUUUGUGCAGCAUGUGCACUUUAUGAAUAAUUAUAUAUGCAGUGCUUUUAGUUUUGACUUUAGAGUCACAGACUUUUUUAGCUAAAGUUCCUUAAUCUUAGUUUUUUAUUCCAAAAUGUAAUUUUAUGUUAUUUUUUUGAGACUAUUUGGUUUAAUCUUUACACAGACUUGUUUGGAGACGGGUUGGUAUUCUCAUCUGUCUUGGGGCUCUCUUUUUCAAACUAAUUCAUAACACAGACCUUAUUGCUUAGCAAUUGCAUUGACAUUCUAAGAUUCAUGCAGUGACCAAAGUUGAAAAAAAUAAAGUUAUAAUUCCUGUAAUGAUGA
Messenger RNA from Thalassophryne amazonica, 2810 nucleotides. RefSeq names its product translocase of outer mitochondrial membrane 70 homolog A (S. cerevisiae) (gene tomm70). Lineage: Eukaryota; Metazoa; Chordata; Actinopteri; Batrachoidiformes; Batrachoididae. The transcript has 12 exons. The record is from RefSeq and is a predicted model, not a curated record. Bases 61 to 1791 code for a protein of 576 amino acids. Gene Ontology annotation, molecular function: protein binding.